CUUCCACGGAACAACGACUCCAUGCGCUAGGAAAGUCGCCUGCGGACUCCGGCGAGCACCCCACGAACAAAUGUAAACAAGACGAGAAAACUCCGGUGAAGUGCGUUAAUUGCAACGGCAACCAUGUAGCCUUCAGCUGCAGUUGUCCAAAGAGACCAAAGGCUCCUUUUGCUUCGGAAGUGAUCGCCCCCAUCAGAAUCAUUGAUCCACUAACCCAAUCCAAGUACAAGAUAUCAUCCGAUGCGUCACCGUCAUCUUCCCAGAAGCACGUGCGCGAGUUCGUAGUGAGUUUCCUCCAGUGGUGUUCCGGUCUCUAGGCGAUCUCAACCAAUCUCAACGCACGUCGCACGGACUUCGGAGACCACAUGACCAACACCAACAGCAAGGUCCUUAAUAGGGCCCUGGAGGUCUUCUCUAUAACCCGGCUAGAAUUAAAGGAUCCAACCUUUAUCAACCACACCGGCAACUCAAUAAGCGACCUCAUUAUCAUCACGGACGACUUGGUAGACGAGUUCCAAUCGGUCGCAAUCAUCGGACCAUCAAUCGCAAGCGAUCACCUACCUGUAGUGGGAGUAGCCUCCGCUUCUAUGCUCACGCAUCGCCGGAGAUCGGUCAUGCACGCUGUGGCCAUCAUCAAUGCGAUGCUACGUCUCCAAAAGGCAUGGAAGAAAGCGGACAUAAUCCUCAUUCCAAAAACUGCAACGAGCGCCACUUUUCCCAGAAUUACCAUCCCAUCAGCCUGCUACCGGGUAUUGGGAAGGUUGCUGAAAAGGUGA
This is a messenger RNA of Nicrophorus vespilloides, 776 nucleotides long. RefSeq lists its product as uncharacterized. The transcript has 2 exons. NCBI's taxonomy places the organism in Eukaryota, Metazoa, Arthropoda, Insecta, Coleoptera, Silphidae. The coding region runs from base 366 to 776 and encodes 136 amino acids. The record is from RefSeq and is a predicted model, not a curated record.